Messenger RNA from Tribolium castaneum (red flour beetle), 1704 nucleotides. RefSeq lists its product as uncharacterized. Lineage: Eukaryota; Metazoa; Arthropoda; Insecta; Coleoptera; Tenebrionidae. Bases 127 to 834 code for a protein of 235 amino acids. The record is from RefSeq and is a predicted model, not a curated record. The transcript has 4 exons.
CAGUGUCGCCACCACACGAGUCCCAUCUGUCACUUCGUCAAACAUGGCCGUGUGUAGCUGAAAGUUAUCGCGUAGUUUUCCGAAAUUCCAUUGUGUUCCGUUAAUUUUUGGUCACAAAAACGUGAGAUGAACGGUGACGGUGAUAGUGAGUCUUGGUUAUCGGGAUGGGAACAGCAGUGUGCCGAUUCGGUGGACGAGCAGCCCGACUUCGAGCAGUCCCUUCGUGACGAAUCGGAGAAUUCUCACACGCGAAUAUGGACUGCGUUCCAGGACUCCGCCGCAGCCAUAGCCCAGCUGUAUCGCGAUCGGGUUACAGGAGAGCCGGCGACGCUCUGGUUGCAGUUCCAGACGGCUGCGGGCACGGUCACCUCAUUAUAUAAAGAAUCUUCAGAGGGGCUGCGGAAGUCGAGCGACCUGGCGAAACAGUGCGGAUACCAAAAACGGAACAAGGAAAUACUCAAUUGGGCCAAGCGGAAACGGCGCCUGAUCUGCAGAGAGGACCUGCUCGCCUACCUCUCCGGAAAGCUUCCACCCAAACCCAACCACCACCAGUACCACCACCACAACCACCACAGUAGGAUCCCCAUGUCUCCUCGCCCUAGGAACAUAUCGCCGCCUCCUGGAGUCGCGCCCCCUGAAUCUCUGGGUCUUAAUAGUGAGUUACACACCUUCAGGGAGGCCUUGGCGCGAUCGCCCUUGUCUUGCAUUGCCCGGGGCCCAGACUUGUGCGCUUUUAUCACAGGGGAAAUGGCCAGGCAUUGUAAACGGCCGGCGAGUCCUUCCGAUGUGACAAUGGACAGUCCUACACAACAAAAAAGACCUCGAUAUAUGUGAAAAACGUCAUCAGUCCUGCAGUUUUCCUACUCGUUCAAUAGGUGCAGUUGCCUUCCGUUUUGUAUACAGUUUUUCAUUUGAUUUUUGGUGCUUUUAAUGUUUUUUUAAGUCUGUGAUAAUUGCCUGAACUUAUUAUUUUCUUCUGUUUUUAACGCGGUAAUAUCGGAUUUGGGGGAUAGAGGUAUUGGUCAUUCUUUUAAAUUAAUUGUUUUCGCUACAAAACGCGCGACGUGCAGGAACGAUGGGGUAAAUAUCCAUCACUAAAUAUUCAAUGAAUAAAGUAGUUUAUUAUUCAUUAGAUUGUAAGGCAAUUAAAAAUAAUACAAAAAAUUGGCCAUUACGAAAUUGUAAAUAAGUUCUUCUUUCGUUAAAUACUUGUUGAAAACUUCUUACUGUUUUUUUACACUUAUGAGACAAAUCAUUAUAUUGUAAUAUAGAGGUGCCUCGGUCGAUUUUUUAUAAUAUGAAGCCUUCCAAUUUUUUGAGAAUCGAUAUAUUCAAGACACAGACUGCCACUUAUUAUAUUUUAUUUAUUUAUAUGGAGAGGUUGAGAUUGUUGAUAUCGGGAAUUUUUUUUGAAAAGAUACCGAGUCUCAGGAUGCUAAAUACGAUCUUCACACACGACUUUAUAUUGAUUUAUCUUGUAUUCCAAUUGUUAUUCUGUAUAGUUGCAAGAUUCUUAUUUUCAACAAGUGUUAAUAGACUGUACGAAUAUUUGCACAUAUUUAUUUAAUUAAAUCUAGUUUUUUAAACCUUUGUUAUUUUGUUUCGGUACUUCUAAGAUCCAAUUAUGUUUCGACUUUUUCAGUGAUGUAAGUAAUUGUUCUGUAAAUUAUUAUUGGUCUAAAUAUAUUAUAUUGGUCUAAUUAC